CUGCCGCCAAAGAGAAGAAUGAGAGUCAGAGUUCCCACUUUGAAUACUUUUCUUUUUUGAAGGCACUAUCUGCUGUCCAGCGGGUUACACGGACUGCCUACCGGAAGACGUGUUUGUUUGCUGCAUUUGAAUGAAGCUCCUGCUCAAUAGACGAUCUUCGCCGCCCGUCGCUGCGGCUCCUCGGCAGUUAGCUAACAGUUUAGCAUGAACAUGACCUGACCGGAGUGCUGCAGGUUCGUCCGCCCAGUUCACCUGACCAGGCAGAACGUGUAGGAGAGGGGGUGGCGGUGGCAUGCGUAUGGGCAGCAGCUGGAGGUGGCAGCUCUCCCGGGCCAUGAGACUAGCGCUUCGCUGGUGCCGGCUGUGCCGCCCGCAGAGAGGUGGUGGCCGAGGCGGGGGGAGCAAGCUGUGGAUCAGCGGCAAGUUUUUGGAGCUGUGGAGCUACAGCAAGCUGCUGCUCAAGUCACUGUACUUCAACAGCCUCAGCAACUCGGACACCCUGCUGGACUGUGCGUUCGAACCCGUCUACUGGAUUGUGGACAACGUGACCCGCUGGUUUGGAGUGGUGUUUGUCUCUCUGGUCAUACUGCUCACAACUUCAGUUGUGGUCAUCGUCUACCUGUUCGUCUUACCCACGAUCCUCGGCACUUACCCUGUGUACUGGAUCAUUUGGCACCUCUGCUGUGGCCACUGGCUUCUCGUCAUGGUGGUUUUUCAUUACUACAAGGCCACCACCACCUCCCCAGGACACCCACCCAAGGACAAAGUUCAUAUUCCUUCAGUGUCCAUCUGUAAGAAAUGCAUCACUCCAAAACCACCCAGGACGCACCACUGUAGCAUCUGCAACACGUGUGUCUUGAAGAUGGAUCACCACUGUCCCUGGUUGAACAACUGCGUGGGUCAUUUCAACCACCGCUACUUCUUCUCCUUCUGCGCCUACAUGACCCUGGGCUGCAUCUACUGCAGCAUCAGCAGCAGGGACUUGUUUCUAGAUGCUUACGGUGCUAUAGAGAGAUACUAUCAGACCCCUUCUCCACCCGAAGACUUAAGCGAGACCACCAGUCACAAGAGUAUCCUCUUCCUCUGGGUGCUGACCAGCUCAGUGGCAGUAGCUCUUGGAGGACUCACCCUGUGGCACAUCAUACUCAUCAGCAGAGGAGAGACCAGCGUGGAGCGGCACAUCAACCGCAAAGAGACCAGAAGACUAAGAGAGAAGGGAAAGGCGUUCAGAAAUCCAUAUCAUCAUGGUAGAAUGAACAAUUGGAAGUUACUGUUUGGCGUGGAAAAAAGGAGUCACUGGUUCACGCGGGUCCUCUUGCCGUCCAGCCACCUUCCUAAAGAAGACGGCAUCAUUUGGGACUGCAACUUCAACAGAACUGACCCGAUGGCCAUCUGAACUUCAGCUUUCAACCAAAACAACAAAACAAAACUUGUACAACUUCUAACCUGCAUUUUACAUCACAAGCAUCGUGUCGUGACCAGCUAGGAGGAGGAGGACCUCCCACUUCAUCUGCUACGAUCAUCCAUCAAGGAAAAAGCUUUAUAGCUGCACAAAUCAAAGAGAUUUUUGCUGAACUGCUAGAAGUGGGAACCUCAUGGAUAUAACCACUAGUGAUUCAUCACCUUGUACAGUAGGUCUAACUGUAGACCUUGCCACCAGCCGUCUUCACGCUGUGAAUGCAGCUCUGUAGACUAAUUUGAUUUCGAAACGGUGCUGCUGGCCAGCAUCGCUGUCAAGACCAAACCUCUUUUCUUCUUUCUCUCAUGAGACUCAACAAAGACUUUUUGUGCAUUUCUUGGACUGAAAAUCUUCAAUCACCAACCCUGCAGCCUCUUUUUUAAAAGCGUCUAAGACUGAGGGACAGACAGGGUCGUUAGUAUGCAGUUACAGCAUCUUAAAGGUGCUAUGUGUUGCAUUUUCAAACAUCAGUGCAGCAUAUUUGAUCAUUUUCCAGCUGUAUUAAUGCGUUCAAAAUAAGACUACAUUUCCCAGAUACCCUGCACGCUGGGGUUUUCUGUCUUUACCUAAAAAGGUCAUUUUGUGUCACUGGAUUUCAAACAGACUUCUCAGAGGUCUCAUUUGUUUACACUGUUUCAAUGUGCCAGCAUUAAUGUGCUCGUGGAAAAUGCAAAACAUAUCAUCAUUAAUAACUGACUCAGCGUGUAGUCAGAGAUCUGAGCCCAAACCACAUCAUCUUUGUUAAGUUUGCUUUGUUCAUGAUUGUGUCUCGAGCUGAGGGUAAAUCCAAGUGUUUCUUAACGUGGUGGAGGCAAGUGGUGCGAUGAAAUAUUUUCGAUAUUUAUUUUUGAUUCUUUUUAACUGUCCUGUAAUUUUUCAAAAGUGUUUUAAGGGUUUCUACUCUGCAUGUUUACGCCUGCAGUAUUUUGAGUUUUUGAGAAUCACUGAUGUUCUCGUGCCGAAGACGAGCACAAAAAAACCCAAGUUUGACUGACUUCAGUUGCACAGCUCUCAUUUUUAUCAUGAGAUCAUCAUCUUUAACACUGAAAAAUGUGUGUGCCUUGUUUGGUUGUUAAGCCUUUUUAAAAAGACGAAUCAGGCACUGUGAAAUGUAAUUCCACAUUUUUAAUUCCCACCCCGACAUGUUCAUGAUGGAUGAGUUGGAUCUGUAGUUGCCAUAGAAACAUGAUGUACAGCUGUGAUCUCAUUUGUAAGCAACAGGAGCCGUGCUCCACUCUGAAUGAUUUUAUUAAAAAGACAAUACCUGUUUGAUAUUUGAA
Molecule: messenger RNA, 2739 nt
Organism: Larimichthys crocea (large yellow croaker)
Lineage: Eukaryota; Metazoa; Chordata; Actinopteri; Sciaenidae
Gene: zdhhc16b
Product: zDHHC palmitoyltransferase 16b
Exons: 11
Coding region: 293-1396 (367 amino acids)
Molecular function (GO): palmitoyltransferase activity
Source: RefSeq, a predicted model, not a curated record